Messenger RNA from Trichoplusia ni (cabbage looper), 1283 nucleotides. RefSeq names its product very-long-chain (3R)-3-hydroxyacyl-CoA dehydratase hpo-8-like. Gene Ontology annotation, biological process: sphingolipid biosynthetic process; fatty acid elongation; very long-chain fatty acid biosynthetic process. The transcript is spliced from 4 exons. The record is from RefSeq and is a predicted model, not a curated record. Lineage: Eukaryota; Metazoa; Arthropoda; Insecta; Lepidoptera; Noctuidae. Bases 225 to 1016 code for a protein of 263 amino acids. Gene Ontology annotation, molecular function: 3-hydroxyacyl-CoA dehydratase activity. Gene Ontology annotation, cellular component: endoplasmic reticulum membrane.
ACAACGUCAUCCAGAAAACGUCAGCGAUCGGCUACUGAUGAAGUGUGGAGCUGGCGUACAGUGUAGUGCUAUUAUAUUGCUAGAUUUGUUAUAAAAAUUAACUUAAUUUUGCAGUAAAGAAACUUAGAGUUCUUAAUUUUUCACAGCUGAGCUUAUAUAGAUACAUAUAAUAUAUAGACAGACAAUUGCAUUGCAUAAAAAUAUUAUUGAAAUCAAACUUUACGAUGGCUGAAAAAAGUGCUAGUAAAGCUAAAAAAUCGGGUCCUUCGGGAAUUGCAAAAUUAUACCUUUUAGCAUAUAACGGUAUACAAACUUUAGGAUGGUCAUACAUGCUCCUACAAACAUUAACACACUUCUUAGACCGUGGAUCAUUGGAAACAUUUUGGCCUUUAAUUAAACCAACUGUUGUCAUUUUCCAAAAUGCUGCAGUACUUGAGGUUAUACACGCCGUAAUAGGCCUGGUACCUUCAGGAGUGAUGGUAGUAUUGCCACAAGUGUACUCUCGUGUGUUCCUAGUAUGUGGAUGUCUGUUAGCUACACACUCGGCAACAAUUAGUCCGGGUCUUCCACUGUGCAUUUUGGCUUGGUCCAUCACUGAAAUAAUAAGAUAUGCUUAUUACACACUUAAUUUAAUUAACGCUGUUCCGCAAACACUGCUGUUUUUCAGAUAUUCCACGUUCUUGAUACUGUACCCGAUCGGAAUAACCGGCGAGUUGUUGUGCAUGUACCACUCUCUCGAUGAGAUCGCAGAGAAGCAAUUAUUUACGAUUUCUAUGCCGAACGCGUGGAAUGUAGCAUUCAACUACUAUUACUUCCUCGUGUUCUACAUGUUCUUGUACAUCCCCAUCUUUCCGUUCCUAUACGGCCAUAUGUUGGCGCAGAGAAGGAAAAUGCUCGGCAAGGAUGCAAAGAAACCAAAUAAUUAUGAAUAUAUAUCUACCUCACUUAUCACAUUGAUGAGUUAUAAAUGUUAUAGAAUCUCUACAAUUACAGCAUUUAGAGUAUUGGUGCGUUAAGAACUUUAAUGGUAAUCAUGAAUAAAAUUAUUUUGCUUAUUGUUACCACGCAAGGGUCACAUCAUGUUCAUCAAUAAGCAGUAUAAUACUCACUGUCGCACUGCGAUCGAAUACUUUGCAUACAUUAUUGUAAAUGGUUUGGUGUUUAACAUUAAGUACAUUAUAAUAGUUGUAACUGUGGGUUGGUUCAUUGUUAAUUAAUUUAUUCUUGGUUGUAUGGGUUAUGGGCAAUGACAUAGAAAUAAAUAUAUUUUAAUUAAUUUCCUA